CACACCACAGCUCAGAGGGCCAGAGAGCUGGGGAGAACUAAGAGCAGGUCUCCCACCAUGAGCUCCAGCCAGCCAGGAGCCUGUCCGUGCCAGGGUGCUGUGGGCCGUCCAGCCAUUCUGCAUGCACUUCUGAGCCCCGGCCUCAGAGCCAGGCCCCCCUCCCCGCCAUCCCGCAGCCGCUGCCAGUGUAGGCAGCACCGGCCCGUCCGCCUGUGUGCUCCUCAUCGCACCUGCCGGGAGGCCUUGGAUGUCCUGGCCAAGACGGUGGCCUUCCUCAGGAACCUGCCAUCCUUCAGCCAGCUACCUCCUCAAGACCAGCGGCGGCUGCUGCAGGGAUGCUGGGGCCCCCUCUUCCUGCUUGGGUUGGCCCAAGACACUAUAACCUUUGAGGUGGCCGAGGCCCCAGUCCCCAGCAUACUCAAGAAGAUCCUGCUGGAGGAGCCCAGCAGCAGUGCUGGCAGCGGCCAGAUGCCCGACAGGCCCCAGCCCUCCCUGGCUGCUGUGCAGUGGCUUCAGUGCUGCCUGGAGUCCUUCUGGAGCCUUAAAUUGGGCCCUAAGGAGUACGCCUACUUGAAAGGAACCAUCCUCUUCAAUCCGGAUGUGCCAGGCCUCCACGCCUCCUCCCACAUCGGGCACCUGCAGCAGCAGGCACACUGGGCACUGUGUGAAGUCCUGGAGCCCUGGCACCCAGCAGGCCAAGGCCGUUUGGCCCGUGUCCUCCUCACAGCCUCCACCCUCAAGAGCAUCCCCCCCAGCCUUCUUGGGGACCUCUUCUUCCGCCCUAUCAUUGGAGACAUGGACAUCGCUGGACUUCUUGAGGAUAUGCUUUUGCUGAGGUGACCUGAGAGGGCAGGUGCCCCAGGAGAGACUUGGACUUCCUUGGUUUGGACACAGUGCUACAGUCAGCUAGCAGGACUUUGAUGGUUCCCAGAGCCUCUGGAGCAAGACUUCUGUCCCCUCCUGGAAAGGGGAUGGAAGUUUAGGCUGCUCCUUGUGUCAGAAUUCCUAUUGACUUUGUACAGAACUGAACUAAGUUAUUGUUUUUGUAAUAAAAGGUGUGA
Fukomys damarensis (Damara mole-rat) is the source of this 1061-nucleotide messenger RNA. It is a transcript of the gene Nr0b2, whose product is annotated as nuclear receptor subfamily 0 group B member 2. The transcript is spliced from 2 exons. Lineage: Eukaryota; Metazoa; Chordata; Mammalia; Rodentia; Bathyergidae. Gene Ontology annotation, biological process: negative regulation of transcription by RNA polymerase II; circadian rhythm. Gene Ontology annotation, molecular function: transcription corepressor activity; transcription factor binding. Gene Ontology annotation, cellular component: cytoplasm; nucleus. Bases 58 to 840 code for a protein of 260 amino acids. The record is from RefSeq and is a predicted model, not a curated record.